Xyrichtys novacula (pearly razorfish) is the source of this 2469-nucleotide messenger RNA. The record is from the annotation of a GenBank genome assembly. NCBI's taxonomy places the organism in Eukaryota, Metazoa, Chordata, Actinopteri, Labriformes, Labridae.
AUGAAUUUCUCUCAGUGUUUAGUGUGAGUCACCAUGAGCAUGAAAAUCUACUUCAAUACUGCAAAAGGUAAUAAAACUAUGUCAGCUUAUCAUGUCAGGAACUGCUGUUCAACCAAGAAACAUGUUUACUAGCUCAUAUUUUAUGUGUCAAAUGAAAUACAAGCAUCCUAUGUUUUACUGCAUUUGCAUCUCUUGGUAUCUCUUGUUUUCUCCAAAAAGGAUUGGACCACUCUGUUACAGAAAAUUACUUGAAGACCGUGAAGGCAGCAGCAGUCAGCAGCUCUCUGGGUAAGGGGGCGGGUCCUCCUCCUGUCUGCAUUAGUUAGAGCUGUUGCCACUUUUUCGGUUGUAUUCCUUUUUUUUUUGGUGAAAUGAUGUGAGGUUAAUCUGUUUCUAUUUUUGCAGGAAAAUGGACCAGAAAGGACCCGCUGGUGAGACUUAUAUGAUAUGUUUUAGAGAGGGAGUUGUGUUUCAUGUUUGAUGAUUUUGUUUGUGUACAUGUGAUCGAGAGCUUGAAGAUCACAGUUGUGCAGAUAUUUAGUCAAAUAUGACAACCUCGACAACAGAUUGCAGGUGCUUUAUUAGUUUGUUAACCAAAUUACACAGCAACUUAAUUGAAACUGCACUAUUACACGACACAAAAAAAUGUUUUUUUUCUGCCCUCAUUUUACUUUCAGUUCCUGUUUUACGAGUUAAUCUGUAUGUGUCAUUUAUCUCAAUAAGAGUCUGUUGAUGUUUAACUUAAUGGUCUUGGUGAUUACAGGGGUGCUUUUUGACAGCAGGAUCCAGGAUCUAAAUUAAAAUCAAGACCAAAAGACAUUUGGAGCUGAUGCAAAGACAUAAAAAAGUCAUAUUUCUUAUUUGUUUGUUUUAAUGGUAAAAUAUGUCAGAAAAUGUUGACAGUGUGGUAGUAUUGAGCUGCAUUUGAAAGACAUUCAAGUCAGUGAGCCCAAAGUCCAGUCAACAUGAUUAACAAUGAACUAAUUUACAUUCACUUUGUUUUAGCUGCACACACAUCCUCAAAGAUAAGAGCUCACCUGCAAGCUACUAUUAGGCACACUCCAUGUACUGAUCAGUUAUUUUGCAGGAUUAUUCUCUCUUGUCUUGCUCUCAACAUAACAAAACUUUACCUUUCUGUCCUCAGUGAAGCGGAAAAAGUUCUAUCUACACGUGUCAGGGAAACCAAGCGGAGCCCAUCUUCCCAUGGUUAACGAUUUGAAAAGAUGUGGCCAACGUGAGGUGUCCAUUCCUGAAGACAGCGACUACAUUCUGCUGUUCUGUGUGAUCUCAUCACGAGUUGGAACUGAUGUUGGCGAGGCUCUGGAAAACGCUCCACGUAGGUGACAGGUUUGGUUGAUGCUCAUGGGGCAAACAAGCUGAAUUCAAUUCAGGAGUGACCGUCAAGUUAUGUUAAUUUCACCAUCUAUUUACGCACCUGUAUCUUACCUUUGAACCAAAAAGUGAUUUGAAUCAGUUGAUAGAUUUUUGUAACCAGGAUGUUGAAUAUUUUGUGAUUUAAGAUUGUCCUGCAGCCCCCACGUGAUCAUAUGAGCUACAGAUCAGUAAGAAUCACUCAGCCCCCCGACUUAAAUUUCAUCCUGUACAGACUAAUUUCAGAUGUAAAAUCUCUGUGCUUACAGGUGGCAAAGAGGUGAUACUGGUGGUGAUGCAUCACACCUUUGAUCCUGAUUACAUCACAGUUGAAAGCAGGAGAUUGGUGGAAGACCCAAAUGUCGUACUGGUUGUUGACUGUUACUUCCAUGAGGGACGACUGCUGCAGUGUGACCGCAAUGACAUUGCAUUGUAUGACAUCAAGAAAUUCCUCGGAGUCAGUGAUACUGUCCAGGUAAUGCUGCCAUCACUGGCCUAACUAAACCAAACUAACAAGAACUAAUAUCAUGAAAUCUUGCAGUUUAAUAAAGUUACAUCUGUUUUUUUUUUUUUAUUCAAGUCUUUCUUACAGAUAUCCACCAUUAUUGCCUGUAAGUUUGAGUUCACUUGAUUAUUUCAUGUAAUAGUUUUAGCGAUAUGAAAACAUUAAUGUUUAUCUGAUUUGAAGGUUUUUUUUUGUUGUUCUAAAUGUUUUAAAAAAACUCUUAAUCGUCUUUUUCUUAAUUGUAGGGCUCUGGAAGAACAUGAAGUGGAUACUCAUCAUGUCUGUCUUACAGAUAUGCACCGUUAUUAACUGUAAGUUUGGGUUCACUCGUAUAUUUCAUUUCAUAGUUUUAGUGAUAUGAAAACAUUAAUGCUUAUCUGAUUUGAAUUUUUUUCCUUUUUUUUUUAGUACUGAAUGUUUUAAAAAAACUCUUAAUCCUCUUUUUCUCAAUUGUAGGGCUCUGGAACAAAAUGAAGAAGGUGCUCAUCUCUGCUUGUGUCAUUGCUGGAUUGCUGUUUCAGAAAUCUUUUAACUGGUUAAGAAACCUUUUAUGGUUUCAUAACAGAGGAAGAAAUGCAAGAGAGGCAGGGUGA